AUGGAGGAGAUCCCGGCCGAGACGUUCUUGCGAAGACUCAUGCCCGGAGAGGAUCUUCCAACGGACAUCACGGACCUCUAUUGUCCAAGCGAAGGCUUGAUCUACAAUGUGAAGUCUCAGCGACGUGUCAACGUCGAGAUCGUUCCUGGAAGACGACAACCACGGCGGCGGUGGACACCAGCGCAGGCCCGCCCCGACCUCUCCAUCUACUUCAACACUGAGCGUGCUCGGGAGCUGCUGGCUGCUAACCCCGACGAGUCCGAGUUGGAAGAAGAUGCAGAGGCUUGCGACGAAGGCGGCAGCUCACAGACUCCGACUCGCGCCGAGACCAUGAAAGAAUUCAUCGGUGCAACGUCGUACGCCGAUAUCGUCGUUCCUAUACAAGUGAAGACAUCCCAUGACCACGCAGCCUUCCGGUUCCAAAGUCACACUGGCGGGGUGGCACGACGUUACAGCGAGAAGGGAUGUCAAUCUCUGACCCAGAUCACCGAGUACUGCUCCGCGAUUCUAGGACGACAGCACCGCACCCAUCUGUACGCGGUAUACCUCUGCCGCGACAAGGCCCGACUCCUGUUCGUCGAUCGCGAACGCUGCUACAUCUCGGAACAGUUCGUGUACGGCACACGCGAGGAGUGGACACUGCAUCGCUUCUUCUGGCGUCUCGCGCGCAUGGAUCGUCAGCAACUCGGUUUCGAUCCGUCGGUGACUCUGGCCGACGGUGAAGAUGAGCGGCGGCUGCUCGCGCACGCACGGGGCAUAAAGACAGCCGAUCCACAACAAGCUCUUCUUCUCCAAGCUCUGUGUCGUAAUCCGAAGACCGAGACCCACGAAUCAGUCUCCACCCAGUGGCCACUCCAGCGCAUGACGGUCGGAAGCGAGACGUAUGUGGUUGGGCGUCCGAUUAUCCAGACCACUGCGCUGUACGGACCCGCGGCGCGGGUGUUCCACGGCUUCCAUGUCGAGCAGGACGGUUCGAUCAAAGGUUACACUAUCAAGGACUACUGGCGACUCGACCACGAGGAGAUGGAGAACGAGCACAAGGUCUACGAUAGGCUGAAAGAGGCGAAGGUCACCAACAUCCCCACUUGCGUUUAUGGCGGCGACGUCGAAGUCAACGGCAAGGCUCAGCGCACGAAAGAUGAGGGACUUGUUCACUACCGAAUCAUCCUCGAGCAUCUGCUUCAGCCUCUUUCGGAGUUUGAGAACUUCCGCGAGCUUUCGGGGUUCAUGUUGAACGCUAUGACGGCCCACGAGCAGGCGUGGUGCGGUGAAGCCAAAACACUGCAUCGUCAAAUCAGCACGAACAGCAUCGUCAUCCUGUCCGAGCUUGACGACGCCACCCAGCAGAUCACGCGAACGGCGUUCCUGAGUGACUGGGGGCUGUCGAGGACCAAGACGCAGAUGAAGAACGCUGCAGCACCUCGGAUUGGGACGGUAGGACCCUGGUACUUCCGAUCUAGCCUGUCAUUGAUGUAUCCCUUGUCCCGCCCGUAUCGACUGAGCGAUGAAGUCGAGGCGUUCGUACACGUCUUUGAGUACCUGGUCCUACGAUUUCAUGUGACGCAACACACCUAUCGUCAAAACUCGUAUAGGGGCCUACAACGCACCGUUGAGGACGUCUACACCGCCUACAACCUCCAUGACGGUGUUUACAUGGGAGGGGCCCGGAAGUUCGACAACAUGACCCAACCACGACCCUGGCUCAAGCCUGUCAACAACGCUACCUUGUACGAUAUUCUCGAGAAGAUCGCCACAGUAACCAGUCUACACUAUUCGACGAUUGAUGACCGUGUGUACUUCGAACGUUAUGGCCUCAAACCGCCGGGCGACGCGUCCUCCGACCAACCUACCGUCAUCUCCGCCGACACCACGGUCAUCAAGCAUCCUGACGAGGUCGGGCCGCUCCGCUCUCAUGAGGAGCUCAAGGCCAUCUUCCAGCACUAUGCGGAUAUCCAGCAUUGGGACGAGAAAGACGCGACAUACAAGGAUGACGACUUCUUCUGGGCGGCAGGGAUCGUUCCGUUGGACGAGAACGGUUUUGUGAUCUAUAUGCCCCUCGCCAGGUCCGACAGCAGUGGCUCCGAACCGGCGAGGAAAAAGCGGAAAAUGUAG
Epithele typhae is the source of this 2112-nucleotide messenger RNA. RefSeq lists its product as uncharacterized. NCBI's taxonomy places the organism in Eukaryota, Fungi, Basidiomycota, Agaricomycetes, Polyporales, Epitheliaceae. The record is from RefSeq and is a predicted model, not a curated record. Bases 1 to 2112 code for a protein of 703 amino acids. The transcript has 4 exons.